Micropterus salmoides (largemouth bass) is the source of this 852-nucleotide messenger RNA. RefSeq names its product kazal-type serine protease inhibitor domain-containing protein 1-like. Lineage: Eukaryota; Metazoa; Chordata; Actinopteri; Centrarchiformes; Centrarchidae. The coding region runs from base 1 to 852 and encodes 283 amino acids. The transcript has 4 exons. The record is from RefSeq and is a predicted model, not a curated record. Gene Ontology annotation, cellular component: extracellular region. Gene Ontology annotation, biological process: regulation of signal transduction; regulation of cell growth. Gene Ontology annotation, molecular function: insulin-like growth factor binding.
AUGUGUGUGUGGCUCCACGCUUCUCUUGGGGUGCCACCCCAGCACCGUGGGUGGCUGCGACUGUGGGAGGAGGGCGAGGGCUGCAGCGAGUGCAUCCAACACCUCUGCCCCCCAUUCCCCAACGACUGCCCUGCAGGUCGGGUGCAGGACGACUGUGGAUGCUGUGAACAGUGUGCUAACGUGGAGGGGCAGCAGUGCGACCCGGAUGGGGCUCAGAAGUUCUAUGGCCGCUGUGGAGAGGGCCUGGUCUGCCAGAGGAAAACGCGAAAGGGGGGACACAGGACUGAGCCAGAGCCUACAUGUGUGUGUCAGGAAAAGGGCCCUGUAUGUGGCUCAGAUGGGUGGACCUACCCAAAUAUUUGCCAGAUGAGAGAGGCCGCCAGCCGCCGGAACACAACCCUCAAGCUCAAUGAAAAAGGACCUUGCCACUCUGCUCCUCGUAUCCUUCGAGGCCCAAGAAACCUGUCCAACUACACCGGGAAUGACAUUGUGUUCGGCUGCGAGGUCUCAGCCUACCCUCUUCCAAACCUGAGCUGGAGGAAGACAGGGAGUGACAAUUUCCUGCCAGGAGAUGAUCCUCACAUCUCUGUCCAGGCCCGAGGCGGUCCCCUGCGCUACAUGGUCUCUACCUGGCUUCAGAUACAGCGCCUUCACGUCUCCGACGCCGGGGUCUACUCUUGCAUCUCCCGCAAUGCCUUGGGAGAAACGUCUGCAUCAGCACAGCUCACAGUGUUUAGACAGGUGAAGGGGAUGAAAGGCCACGAUGAGGACGGACAGGAGCACAUUGAUCAUCUGGAGGAGGACAGUGGUGAUGGACAGCUGGCGUCUGGAGAUUACCUGGAAUUAAUUUAA